This is a messenger RNA of Brassica napus (rape), 1293 nucleotides long. RefSeq names its product rho GTPase-activating protein 5. Gene Ontology annotation, biological process: signal transduction. The transcript is spliced from 4 exons. Gene Ontology annotation, molecular function: GTPase activator activity. The record is from RefSeq and is a predicted model, not a curated record. The coding region runs from base 219 to 1130 and encodes 303 amino acids. Lineage: Eukaryota; Viridiplantae; Streptophyta; Magnoliopsida; Brassicales; Brassicaceae.
AUAUCACGCAUUGACCUUGCCGACUAAAAAACCCUAACCGGAGAAGAAGAAGAAGAAGAAAAACCGUGUGUACAAAUUGUUCCAUUUAACUUGGCUGUCAAGGAGAGAUAGCGCGAGUGAGAAGACGCGGCAAGCCCGAACUUUCGCGGUUCGGCAGCUCCGCGUCGGUAAGUCGAGUCGUUUCGGAGUUAUCUCGUUGCUUCUCGACCGAAAACAACAUGGCGGAUCAGGCAAACAACCAGCAAGCCAUGGACAUUGGUCCCCCGACCAAUAUAUGCCACGUGGCUCACGUGACAUACGAUCGCUUCGAUGGCUUCCUCGGUCUUCCUUCUGAAUUCGAGCCUGACGUUCCCAAAAAGGCCCCCAGUGCAAGUGCAACAGUGUUUGGGGUUUCUACAGAGUCAAUGCAGCUAUCGUACGACUCAAGAGGGAACUGUGUUCCGAUCAUACUGUCGCUAUUACAAAGACGACUAUACGAUCAAGGAGGUUUGAAAGUUGAAGGCAUUUUCAGAAUCACAGGAGAUAACAGCGAGGAAGAGUUUGUAAGAGAAGAGUUAAACAAAGGAGUUGUACCAGAGGGCAUAGAUGUCCACUGUCUUUCCGGACUUAUCAAGGCUUGGUUCAGAGAGUUACCGAGAGGAAUACUUGAUUCUCUGCCGUCUGAACAAGUGAUGCAGUGUGAGUCAGAGGAGGAUUUUGUCAAGGUUGUGAGACUUUUACCGCAAGCGGAAGCUUCUCUUUUGAAUUGGGCAGUCAAUCUGAUGGCUGAUAUUGUAGAGUUCGAAGAUGUCAACAAGAUGACCACACGUAACCUUGCUUUGGUCUUUGCGCCAAACAUGUCUAAGAUGGCAGAUCCUCUAACAGCGUUGAUGUAUGCGGUCCAAGUUAUGCACUUGCUGAAGAACCUCACAGAGAAAACACUCAGAGAGAGGAAAGUUGCAUCUACCCAAAUCGUUCCUUGUGAUGACAGCGAAGCUGAAGUUGGUGAUGUGGAAGAAUACAAUCAACAAGAAAAAGAACACAAAGGUGUUGAUGAUGUGAACAAGGAAGAGGAGACCAUGAAGGUGGAAGAUGAAGUCAAACCAUCAAAUGGUUUGGAUUUCGACAAGGAAAAGAAACAGAAAACAUGAAGACAGAUGUUGGAGUUGGAGUUGGAGUUGGAGCUCUGUUUUUGUUUUAUGUUCUUGGUAAAUCCAAGGUGCAAAUAACUUAGUUUAUUGUUCCAAGUUCAAUUUAUUUGUUUGUGUUUCACAUGAAAAAUUCACAUCUUUUUAAUGUAUAUCAUUUUUCAUU